AUGCACGAAGAGCCUCUCGACCGAUCUCGCGACCUCUGGAUUGAGCGAAAACGCAGGUUCGAGCAGGAAGAAGCUGCCAGAAGAGACGAUCUCCUCGACGCUCACUAUAGAUCCAACAUCGAAGCUCCUGGCUCAAGCCGUCACAGUCCACCUCGUCAGCCCAAUCACGAUCCGAGGUACUCUCACCUGCCUCCUUCCAACAGCAAUCCUUCCGUCGCUGGCCACGCUUCCAGCCCCCGCUCUCAGCUUCCUCUCCCUUUACACCCGCAUCCCGCCGCAGGCGACGCAGCAGCACCGGCUAUGCGCGAAGACCCCGCUGCAACAGCGCUCAAGCGCAGAAGGCUCGCAGACGGGCUCGAUCGCGAAGAUCGACGACGCGAUGAACCACCAAGUGGUGCUCGUUCCCCCUCCUUCCGCAGGGCAGACGGCGCUCCCCACUCCGCCCAGCGUUACCUCGACGAGAGAGACGCAUACCAAGACGAUCUGCGCUCGCCCUUGAACCCUCCUUACGCCACCAGACCCAGCGGCCGUGUCUCGCCUCUCGACAGACCUGUGCACAGUCCGGCUUCCGGCCAGGGCGCUCCGCUUCCGCCCAUGCAGGAUUCUACGAGGCCCUCCGUCCUCUCAGCCUCGAGUUACGACGACAGCCUCGAUCACGGCCCGGGCAUGCUCGCUCGCAGGAGAGGCGAUGCUGCGCAAGCAAAGGCAAGUCGGCUGCACAUUGACACUGGCAACAGCUCCGCUUUCGAAGCCGCUGCUCACCUCAGGUCAUCUUCAGGCAUCGCAAAAAGUGCUCCUCCCCAAAAGAUCUCGUUCGGUCUCGACGGCCGCGACCACCCUCUGCCCCACGAUCAGGCACAGCGUGACCCCAGCCUUCGGCCCAACCACGCUCCGAUCCAGCCCCAUCAGCCUCCCGUGCUACAACGCGGCGAGCAACAGCCGCAGCGUCUCGUCUCUGGCUCUCGUCUCGCAGAAUCCACCGACUCGUUCCGUCGUGACGAGCGAGAAGACAUGCUCGGUCUUCGCGAAGGCAGAAUGCCCGACGUACCUCAUACUGCCAAUCCGCUCGCUCGUCAAGGCCCUGCCACGCGUUUGCAAGCCGGCGGCCACGUGCCUCAGACAGCAACGCUGCCUUCUCCCGCCUAUCACACCACCCAAUUUGCGCGCGGUCAACCCAGCGGACGCCAAGCAUACAACCCGCCGCCCACCGCUAGGCUGCCCGACCAUCUGCGUUCGCCGCCCUCGUCUAAAGCACACUUUCUCUCGUUGUUCUCCGACUUUUACGACUCGCUCUACGACAGCCGUACGCUGAAGGCUACGCUCGAAGACCAGAUCAAGCGUUCCAACACGCUGCUCCACACUCUUCAGUCUAGCCGUCGCGUGCUUGAAGAGACGGUAGAGCGUCGCGUCCGCGACGAGCGUGUAUUGUGGGAGGGUCGAGUUCGAGGUUUGGAAGCACGCGUCCGCGAAUUGGAGGCCAAGACGGGCACUUCCGAUUACGACGAUGAGCCCAUGUCUCGUGCCUCUGAUCUGGCUUCCAAGCAGAAUUCGAUCAGCUCCGCCCCUCUUGCGCCUGAUUCGAGUGCCGAGAGGGCCGAUGACGGUGCUGCCAAGCCUGCAUCGCGCGAACGCUCGCCUGUCGUCAGGAAGCCCGCCUCUGCUGCCAACUCGAACAAGGAAGACGACGAAGGUGAUCAGCUGCAGGAGGAUUGA
Pseudozyma hubeiensis SY62 is the source of this 1713-nucleotide messenger RNA. RefSeq lists its product as hypothetical. Bases 1 to 1713 code for a protein of 570 amino acids. NCBI's taxonomy places the organism in Eukaryota, Fungi, Basidiomycota, Ustilaginomycetes, Ustilaginales, Ustilaginaceae. The record is from RefSeq and is a predicted model, not a curated record. The transcript has a single exon.